AUGGCUAUGUCGGUCAAUUUUCUAGUCUCUUCCGUGAUUCCGUUAUGGUACAUGACAGCUCGACACACCUAUACGGCUUCUCUUAUAGCAGUGCCAUAUUUGCUGGCGGGUGUCCUGCUAUUUAUCAAUUAUCUGCUGAUAUGGGGUGAUCUAUCACCCACGUCUGCACUUUGUAUCGCUGCAAAUGGAGCUUCUCAUCCAAUCAUUUACGGUAUCAUGCUAGGGAUACGGUUGAUCGUGAACAUUGGCAGUGCUAUAGUUUACUUGGCUAUUGUCAUCUACCUGAGUAAGAGUCAUGGUCGAUCGCUUCAGAGCCUUUCGGCGUAUCAAAAGAAAAGCCAUCGAAAUGCUAAAAUAACCCUUGGUAAGUGCUGCUUAUUUGAUUCGGACCAAAAAUUGUACACAUCAGAUCCUCUUGGGAAACACUUA
Ostertagia ostertagi is the source of this 429-nucleotide messenger RNA. The record is from the annotation of a GenBank genome assembly. Lineage: Eukaryota; Metazoa; Nematoda; Chromadorea; Rhabditida; Trichostrongylidae.